Messenger RNA from Cajanus cajan (pigeon pea), 2022 nucleotides. RefSeq names its product phosphate transporter 2;1 (gene PHT2;1). Lineage: Eukaryota; Viridiplantae; Streptophyta; Magnoliopsida; Fabales; Fabaceae. The record is from RefSeq and is a predicted model, not a curated record. Gene Ontology annotation, biological process: phosphate ion transmembrane transport. Gene Ontology annotation, molecular function: phosphate transmembrane transporter activity. Gene Ontology annotation, cellular component: membrane.
GAUGAAACUCUCGCACCCUCUCGCCGCGCUCUCUUCCUUCGCGGAAGGGGAGCAAGACGCGCAGAAAGAGGGAGCGCGGAAGGCGGAGGAGGAGCUGGGGGGAAUCGCCAAGGCGUUCGGCAUUUCGUCGCGCACGGCCGGGGCGAUCUCGGUGUGCAUGGCGGCGGCGGUGCUCAGCUUUCCGCUGGCGAUGGGGUCGGUGGCGCAGGGGGCGGCGCUGAAGACGAAGGCGCUGUCGUACGCGACGCUGCUGUUCGGGUUCUACAUGGCGUGGAACAUUGGCGCGAACGACGUGGCCAACGCGAUGGGGACCUCGGUGGGGUCCGGCGCGCUCACGCUGCGGCAGGCGGUGGUGACCGCGGCGGUGCUGGAAUUCUCCGGGGCGCUGAUGAUGGGGACGCACGUGACCAGCACGAUGCAGAAGGGGAUUCUCGUGGCGAAUGUGUUCCAUGGGAAGGACUCUCUGCUCUUCGCUGGCUUGCUUUCUUCUCUCGCUGCCGCGGGUACUUGGUUACAGUGUGCAUCAUAUUAUGGUUGGCCAGUAUCUACUACACAUUGUAUAGUGGGAGCAAUGGUGGGGUUUGGUCUAGUUUAUGGAGGUGCUGGAGCUGUGUUCUGGGGUUCACUAGCAAGGGUGAUCUCUUCGUGGGUUGUCUCACCGUUGAUGGGAGCAGCUGUGUCAUUUCUUGUCUAUAAAUGCAUCCGAAGGUUUGUGUACAGUGCACCUAACCCAGGACAAGCAGCAGCUGCCGCCGCACCAAUUGCUGUAUUUCUGGGUGUUACCGGGAUUUCUUUUGUUGCCUUCCCUCUUAGCAAGAAGUUUCCUUUAGCACUGGCCCAGGCUUUAGCAUGUGGAACUGUUGGUGCUUUCCUGGUUGACAGAAUCAUCCGAAAACAGCUUGGACAUCUUCUUGUCAAGUCAAACACUCCAGAGCCUGAGCCAAAAGAAGACACUGUCCACCACAAUAUAGGAUUCCUUGACGAUGUUGCAGGUCCAAAGGGUGCUCAACUGGAAAUAGUUUAUGGAGUCUUUGGGUACAUGCAGGUCCUCUCUGCAUGUUUCAUGUCAUUUGCUCAUGGUGGAAAUGAUGUAUCCAAUGCCAUAGGUCCAUUGGCAGGUGCACUAGCUAUUCUUCAAGGCGGUGCUGCAGGAACUGAGAUUGUUAUUCCAACUGAUGUUCUUGCUUGGGGAGGAUUUGGAAUCGUUGCAGGACUAAUGAUGUGGGGCUAUAGAGUGAUAGCUACAAUCGGAAAGAAGAUAACAGAACUUACGCCAACCAGAGGAUUUGCAGCUGAGUUUGCUGCUGCUUCUGUGGUUCUGUUUGCUUCAAAGCUGGGGCUGCCAAUCUCUGCAACCCAUACUCUAGUAGGUGCAGUAAUGGGUGUUGGAUUUGCAAGGGGGUUGAACAGUGUUAGAUCAGAAACUGUGAAGGAGAUUGUGGCUUCAUGGUUAGUCACUAUUCCAGUUGGUGCUGGUCUAUCAGUCCUCUACACUUGGAUCUUGACUAAGAUUUUGUCCUAUAUUUUAUGAGGGUGCGUUCCAAGAUUUGAAACCUUGUGUAUGUGAUUAAUUCAAGUUACUAGCACCAUCUUUGAAAGGAUUGUUUUCUGUGGUACAAAUUGAAGAGAAGAGGAUUGGUGUGGCAGCACAGGUAUCUUGGGUAGAAGGCUCUUAACUCAAUUGGCAAGGGAUGAAUCUUUUAUGUUCGGAUGUCAAUCCUGUGAUUGCUCACGUUCAUUUAAUCUCGGAUGGGAAUUUAAUAAGCAAGAAAAUGAGUGGAGAAUUUAUCAGCUCCAGCAUUUUUAGACAUUUUUCUUUAUCUAGCUAAGUUAAAAAGCUUAGCAAUCCUUAUUGUGUUUAAAGGUUACAGAUUCAGCGAUAUAAUAUUGGUAAAAACCCAACGUCUGUACUUAACAGAUUCAUUUAACCUUUUUGCCUCAUCUCUGCAUAAAAUACACUUGUUGAAACAUUAGUCGAUUAUAGAGCUGUGAGAUUCAAGGGACACUAACCUGUUUAUUCAA